Messenger RNA from Suillus plorans, 345 nucleotides. RefSeq lists its product as uncharacterized. NCBI's taxonomy places the organism in Eukaryota, Fungi, Basidiomycota, Agaricomycetes, Boletales, Suillaceae. The coding region runs from base 1 to 345 and encodes 114 amino acids. The transcript has a single exon. The record is from RefSeq and is a predicted model, not a curated record.
AUGUCUGAGACCCUCCAGUACUGGGCAUUGGUGUUUAACUCCCUCUCUAUCAUUUCCAAUCGGCAAACCCUGAAUCAUCGAGACCAUUUAUCCAUUCUGGAAUGCUUCAAUAUUCUCACCACCGUGGGGAAUUAUUCCAAUGCUCACAUUAGUAUGCCAAGCCUUCAGCUGGAGUUCAGGUACAAUCCUGGCUGUAUGAUUGCGUUUUCUGGAAGGAUUGUUAGAAAUGAGGUUCAUGAAGUGGAAGGGGAUUGGGUUGCAUGGGCAUGGUAUAUGAGGAAUUCUGUUCAUAUUUAUGCCGGGGUUCCCUCAUGUGGAUGGGCUAGGGUGGAUUGCCCACCCUGA